AUGUUCAAGUCCAACGAGUACAUCCCAUGCUACGGCAGCGAAUGCACCAAAUUCGGCGUAAACCGGGAAUCCUCAUUCCGCCACCUCACCUUCAAGGUCACCGUCAACUACAUCUACGUCGACGACCCGCGCCGCCGGCAGCAUUCCGCGGGCCCCGUCGGCACCCAGCAGGGACACCCCCGCCUGGUUCUAGACUGCUUCGCGGGCGCCGCGAGCCGCGCAAUGAAUCAGAUCAAAAACGGACCCAGGGUCGUCGGCCCUGCGAAGAUCGACAUAAAACUCGGCGAUUUUGAGCUCAGUGUUGGCGAUGACGCGCAGCCUGGGCAUUGGAUUGCGCCGGGUUUGUUGAGGAGUCCGACGAUGGUUCCAGUCCAUGUUAUGGAGAAAGUAAAUAAAGCUAAUGAGGCGCUUGCUGGGCGGAAUCCGGUGCCUGGGUGUGGGUAUCAGAGUCAGUUGACUACGACUGGGGAGGUGGUUGUGCUCCUCUGGGUGGAGAGGCGCAGAUAG
Aspergillus calidoustus is the source of this 507-nucleotide messenger RNA. Lineage: Eukaryota; Fungi; Ascomycota; Eurotiomycetes; Eurotiales; Aspergillaceae. The record is from the annotation of a GenBank genome assembly.